Molecule: messenger RNA, 150 nt
Organism: Trichoderma virens Gv29-8
Lineage: Eukaryota; Fungi; Ascomycota; Sordariomycetes; Hypocreales; Hypocreaceae
Exons: 1
Source: RefSeq, a predicted model, not a curated record
AUGAAGACGACUUUCGUAUUCGCCCUCCUUUCAACAGCGAUUUCCUUCGUUGCGGCAGAUAUCGUCAUCACGCCCAUCUUCGAGGACCAGAUCGUGCAAAAGCAGGCAGGCGAUUGCUUCUUUGGCGUUGUCACACCUCAGGGAUGCGGG